UUCAGGUACAGAUAUUAAACCUUGGAGAUACAUCACAUUCUGAGUAUAGACUUAACUGUCACUCUGCCCAAGCCACGUCCAGUCUUUUUCAUGAAGUGAUAGACUCUUACAGAAAUGAGUUUGUUGAUGAUAAAGGAUGUAUACAACAGUCCUCCAAUAUGCAUGGCAUGUACAUAACUAUGAUGAAAAGGUUGCAGAAUUUAGUUGAAGUUGUAAAAGGUAGUGAAACCACUGUGUCUUCAUUGAAUGAAGAAGUAGAAAAUAGACGAAAGGAACUGGAAGAGUGUCGUAAGGACCUUUCAAGGAAAAAUGCUUCCUACGAAGUGGAUGAAAAACGGCCUCUCCAGCCUAAUUCUCUAUUAAGUGAAUCCAACCAGGAGAAAGAAGAAGCAGAAAGAACUUUUGAAACACAUGGAUCAAAUUUGCCUGGUGAUGAUAACAAAUCUAUAGCUUCUGUUGCAGCUAGUGAUAGUGAAUUGGGAGAGAAAAAUGACCAAGGAAUUUCUGAGGAAAAUACAGAUGCCACUGCAGAAGGAUCACCAAAUCUGAACUCUCCCAGUUUUAACAGAAGGCGGAAACAAAGAACCCCUGCUAGAGUUGUUGUUCGUUAUGUUCAGCCAGUAGUGGCUGACGAUGAUGAUGUCACAGAUGAUGAAACACAGCCAUAUUCUAUAGAGGAUAAAAUUACAGGAAGUGGACCAGACUAUGAAGAAAAACUCUCUCAAAAUCUUGCAAUGGAGACGUCGUCACCAGUUUUCUGACAGCAGGGAAGAUAUUUUAAAGAUUCUUAUGUUGUAUAAACUUUUGAUACAAUAAUACCUUGCAACACAUUUACUGGUCUAAGUUUAUAAUAAUUAUGAAUAGUUAGGCCUUUGUCCAUUAAACAAAUGAAUAUUAUUAUUCUAAAAAUCACAGAGAGAUUGCCACAAACUGUAUUCUUAUGUUUUUUAAGUU
Pocillopora verrucosa is the source of this 954-nucleotide messenger RNA. NCBI's taxonomy places the organism in Eukaryota, Metazoa, Cnidaria, Anthozoa, Scleractinia, Pocilloporidae. The record is from RefSeq and is a predicted model, not a curated record.